Molecule: messenger RNA, 1572 nt
Organism: Aspergillus clavatus NRRL 1
Lineage: Eukaryota; Fungi; Ascomycota; Eurotiomycetes; Eurotiales; Aspergillaceae
Exons: 3
Coding region: 1-1572 (523 amino acids)
Source: RefSeq, a predicted model, not a curated record
AUGUAUGGAACCUUGUUCGCGGCGUACCGCAGCUAUGUGGUGGCUAACCUCUGCCAACAGCGAGAAACAGAGCACCGAGAGAACCUGGCCACGACCAUUCGUACACUCCGCACGGAGGACUCGCAAAAGAUGCUUGAGAUUGAGAAACUGAAAACGAAGACAUCCGAGUUAACCCGAUCGCUGGCCCUGGCAGAGGCCCAAGAACGCGCACUCAAGACCAAUCUUUCCAGUGCCGAUGCUACAAUUAAAGCUCUGAAGGAGCAAAUACAACGUAUGAAGGCGACCGUGCAACAAGUCCGCGCGCAAUGCGCCAACGACAUCCGCAAGCGAGACCUAGAGAUGCAGAAGUUGAAAUCCCACUUGGCCGAGCGGCAGCGAGGAAAGCGGGACGGGCUGAGCAUCACGACCAUCAACAUCAACCCCGCAGUUGAUCGAACAUCGAAGUCAAGAUCUCUUGCUGGCGGUGAGGGAAUCAAUGAGCCCGGAUACAGUUUGAAGCAGGAAACAAACGAGUUCCUGACCGAACUAUGCCAGACUUUGAGCGACGAAAACGAUGCUCUGAUUGCGCUUGCGCGAACAACGGUUCAAACUCUGAAAGACUUACAAGGCCUAUCCCAUCUGGAGGAAGAGGAUGAGCAAUACACAAACGGUACGGCCAGCACACGCACUAUGAAAUCGUCCCACGGACCAGUCAGCACACUUCCUGCGUCCUGUGAGGAGCUGUCGGGUCAAAUGGAGCGGGUGCUGGAACAUCUUCGGACCCUACUUACUAACCCGUCCUUUGUCCCUCUCGAGGAGGUUGAGGUACGCGACGAUGAGAUCAAACGCCUACGAGAAGGCUGGGAGAAGAUGGAAACCCGAUGGAAACAAGCAGUCACACUCACGGACGGCUGGCACAAACGAAUUGCAGAUGGGGGAGAUUCUGUGCGACCGGAGGAGCUUCGACUGGGACUGAAACUCGAUCUAAGCGUUGACUCAAUGCAGACAUCCGCAGCGGGUGUAGCCGACUCGAGCAUGCACUCGCCUAUCUUUGAAGACCAGCAAGCAGAGGAAGAAGAGGAGGCGGCCGCGAAGAUGGCCAAAUAUAACAUUGAACGGGAAGGAUCCGGCGAUCAUUCCACGAGCAAGCUGUCUUCUCCACGCGAACGAAAAUAUCGGAAGGCCUCCAGCCGCGCUCUGAAGGAACGUAGCGAUAAUAUCAUGUCUGGACGAUCACCGCGGAAAGUUUCCUUUACACCUGGACUGCAGGGCUCGCCCUGUGUAACAACUGGCGAGGAGGACGAAACCUUGCAGGUCAAGGCGCAUAAGUCCGGAGCUGUGACCCGCAGACCAUCCAAGAAGAAGACGGACUCCAAGGUACCACGCCAGAAUACCGAAAGUGCGGUCCAAUUAAGCGUCUCACAGAAGCUCGCAGCUGCAGAAAGCGAAGCACGAGCUGCAGAAGAAUCCCGCAAAGAGGCUGAAAGCCGCAAGAGGACUCGAGCUGUGAAAAGCCCUAAGAAAGGCAAUCGACGCAGAAGCACACUGACUAGCGAUGAGCUCGGAGAGCUCAUGGGCAUGCCCUCGCGAUGA